Trichoderma asperellum CBS 433.97 is the source of this 788-nucleotide messenger RNA. The record is from RefSeq and is a predicted model, not a curated record. Lineage: Eukaryota; Fungi; Ascomycota; Sordariomycetes; Hypocreales; Hypocreaceae.
AGGAAGUGCAAAUGUCUAACACUAUUCAAGCUACGAGGACUGGACUUGCGAAGAGCUUCUUCAGUAAACAAAACAGGACUUAGCAAAGACGAAAGCGGCUAAACCAUAGGUUACUCGAUUCAAGUUGACACUUCCCGGCUCCACGCAUGGAGUCCGACGAGCACCGAUGCCGCGACUCAUCCACCUUUUCGUCUUCUGGAGGAAAGAAAUUUGUACAUCAGCGUGGCGUUUCGAGAUUCGACUACAUUCGUCGCUUGUUUAAGAUAAAUAAAAAGACAGCAAGUUGUUCGGCCAAGCAUUGUGUCAUUCUGCCAAUGAAUGCGGCACCAGAAAUGAUCUUCGUCAUGGGCCGGAGGCUUUUCUAGCCACCAGCCUUAACACUCUAGCAUAUGCAUCCACGCAAGAGGUCUCUGCAUAACUAAGGGAAUGGACGAAAGAGUCAUGGCCAAUGCGGGUGCAACACUCAAGAUCUAGAUUGCGCGGAUGUGAGUCCUGGUUCUGGACUGUAUGGAUUGGUUAAAACUACUAUGGUAGGGAAGCUAUAUUACAUGGAUUGCUGCAAAGUAUAAUGGUACAAUAAUAGAUGUCAGCAAAAAGAAAAAAAGUAAAAUUGAAUUUUUUUUUUUUUUUUUUCCUUCUACGUUACAGAGCAACCUGGCGAUCUACCGGGGACUGUAUACGUUACUUGCGCUGUAACGUAGCAGCCGAAAUCAUACGAGCAAAUAGCUGGUAAUUUUGGACACAGUUCUAGGCUCAUGAGCAAACAAAUCCAUCAUCCGUGUGGAUCA